AUGGAGAAGAAAGACAUGAAAAUAAAUAACAGGUGGAAGUUGCAGGAUAAGUUGCUUCUUCCUUACAAAGCUCAAUCGGAAGAGCAGAUGGAGAGAGCAGAAACUUCAGCCUCCCUUUUCCAGGGACUCAGUUGCUCUGCGUGUGGGGGGACGUUGGUCUGCAAUGAUGACUACCUGGGGGAGGGAAAAUCCUUCAAGGAGACGGGCUCCCUUCCUCCAACCCCGGAGCUUGCAGCCUUUUUCAAAAAACUUGGCUGGUGGGAGGGCGGCCCCCGGCACCAGGGCCGCUCCGUGCACCGGGCCCACGGCACCGGGCCCCACUGGGACCCCAAGGCCUCCGCCGGCUUCCCCAGCCGCCGCCACAUACACCACCCCCCCCCCCCCCCCCCCGGACCACCUGGGCUCCUGCUUCUACCCCCAGCUCGGGCCCUACAGCUCCAGGGACCCCCGAGGCCUGGAGGAACACAUGACUCGGCUCAAGGCGGCCGCCAUCGGUACGGGGCCCACGGAGCCACGUACAGAUACAAGAGUGCCACGGGACGGAGCCUGCCCCUCUUCUACAUCUACGACUCUUACCUGCCCCCUCCGGAAGCCUGGGCCCACCUGUUGACGCCCUGGGGCUCCCACUCGGUCCGCCGCACCCCCUACGACGGCGUGUUCAUCGCCCUGCUGGUGGAGGAGGCCCACAAGCGCGACAUCCUGACGGCCGGCUUCGACGGCAUGUACACGUACUUCGCCUCCAACGGCUUCUCCUUCGGCUCGUCCCACCGGCACUGGCAGGCGGUGAAGGGCUUCUGCGACGCCCACAACCUGCUGUUCAUCCCCAGCGUGGGGCCGGGCUACGCGGACACCGGCGUCCGGCCCUGGGACAGCCACGGCACCCGCAACCGCGUCAACGGCGAGUGCUACGAGACGGCCCCGCAGGCCGCCCUGACCGUCCGGCUGGAGAUCGUCUCCAUCACCUCCUUCAACGAGUGGCACGAGGGCACCCAGAUCGAGACGGCCGUGCCCAAGAAGACCGUGACCCGCCUCUACCUGGAUUACCUGCCCCACCGACCCAACCUCUACCUGCAGCUGACGCGCCGCUGGGCCGAGCGCUUCGACGAGGAGAAGGAGCGGUGGCUCGUGUGACCACCCUCCGGCCCCGGCCCGACACCCUCCUGCUCCGGGAGGGCCGGCGGUGGAGGUGAAACCGGCGGGGAGGCCGGUCACAGGCGGGGGGAGGGCCUGAGGGAAACUGAGGCAGCGACCCAGUGCCGCGGUAUCGGGGUGGGGAGAAAAAACGAAGCAAAAAAAAAAAAAUCCUUUCUAGACUUGAACUCUGUAGCUGAAUGCUGGAUUUGGUGUCUGUGG
This is a messenger RNA of Tachyglossus aculeatus (Australian echidna), 1353 nucleotides long. RefSeq names its product mannosidase endo-alpha like (gene MANEAL). The record is from RefSeq and is a predicted model, not a curated record. Gene Ontology annotation, cellular component: Golgi apparatus. Lineage: Eukaryota; Metazoa; Chordata; Mammalia; Monotremata; Tachyglossidae. Gene Ontology annotation, molecular function: alpha-mannosidase activity. The coding region runs from base 1 to 1131 and encodes 376 amino acids. The transcript has 5 exons.